UCGGCCCAGACCUGCCCAAGACCUGGGCCGAGGGGUCGUCUGGGUACCGGAACGCCCAUCCCCCGCUGGAGUUGCAUCAUCUGCAGCCGCACGAGGAGGAGCUGGGCUGGCGACCCCUCCUGGUUCUCGGGGCCCUAUCUCCCGCAAUCCAGACCGGCCUGAAGGUGGCAGCAUGCCUUCUGAGACACCCCAAGCCGAAGAGGGGGUGGCAGGGUGCCCCCACAUGUCAGGGGCACACUCAGCAAACGGGAGCCCAAAGCAGGGGCCUCCGGGGGGAAAGGACAGCAAGGAUCUCCUGUGGAUCCGGCCCGAUGCCCUGAGCAGGUGCUCCUGGAAGCUGGGCAGGCCCAUCACCGAGUCCCCUCAUCAACACACUGCCUUGGCAAAAUCCCCCCAAAUCUUGCCAGAUAUCCUGCAGAAAAUUGGAGACACCCCCAUGGUGAGAAUCAAUAAGCUCGGGAAGAACUUCGGCCUGAAGUGUGAGCUCCUGGCCAAGUGCGAGUUCUUCAACGCGGGAGGGAGCGUGAAGGACCGAAUCAGCCUGCGCAUGGUCGAGGAGGCUGCGCGGGCCGGGACCCUGAAGCCCGGGGACACCAUCAUCGAGCCGACAUCUGGGAACACAGGGAUCGGGCUGGCCCUGGCCGCCGCAGUGAGGGGCUAUCGCUGCAUCAUCGUGAUGCCAGAGAAGAUGAGCAUGGAGAAGGUGGACGUGCUGCGGGCCCUGGGGGCUGAGAUUGUGAGGACGCCCACCAACGCCAGGUUCGACUCCCCCGAGUCGCAUGUGGGCGUGGCAUGGAGGCUGAAGAACGAGAUCCCCAAUUCUCACAUCCUGGACCAGUACCGCAAUGUCAACAACCCCGUUGCUCACUACGACAGCACGGCCGAGGAGAUCCUGCAGCAGUGUGAUGGGAAGCUGGACAUGCUGGUGGCUUCAGUGGGUACAGGUGGCACCAUCACGGGCAUCGCCAGGAAGCUAAAGGAGAAGUGUCCCGGCUGCAAAAUCAUUGGGGUGGAUCCCGAAGGCUCCAUCCUCGCAGAGCCCGAGGAGCUGAACCGGACGGAGGUGACAGCCUACGAGGUGGAAGGGAUCGGCUAUGACUUCGUCCCCACAGUGCUGGACCGGUCGGUGGUGGACAAGUGGUUCAAGUGCAACGACGAGGAGUCCUUCGCCUUUGCUCGCAUGCUGAUUGCGCAGGAGGGGCUGCUGUGUGGCGGCAGUUCCGGCAGUGCCAUGGCGGCGGCCGUGAAGGCGGCCCAGGAGCUGCGGGAGGGCCAGCGCUGUGUGGUGAUUCUGCCCGACUCCAUCCGGAACUACAUGUCCAAGUUCCUGAGCGACAGGUGGAUGCUGCAGAAGGGCUUCCUGAAGGAGGAGGACAUCACGGUGAAGAAGCCCUGGUGGUGGCACCUCACAGUUCAGGAGCUGUGCCUGUCGGCGCCGCUGACGGUGCUGCCCACGGUCACCUGUGAGCACACUAUCGCCAUCCUCCGAGAGAAGGGCUUCGACCAGGCGCCCGUAGUCGAUGAGUCGGGGACAAUCCUGGGGAUGGUGACUCUGGGGAACAUGCUGUCAUGCCUGCUCGCCGGGAAGGUGCAGCCGUCCGACCAAGUUCGCAAAGUCAUCUACAGGCAGUUCAAACAGAUCCGCCUGAUGGACCCGCUGGGCACACUGUCACGCAUCCUGGAGAUGGACCACUUCGCCCUGGUGGUCCACGAGCAGAUCCAGUCACAGGACCAGGCCUUGGCAGGAGUGGUGGGGGGGCCUGCAGACCACAGCCACGGGAAGUCCAGUAAGAGGCAGAUGGUGUUCGGGGUCGUCACCGCCAUUGACCUGCUGAAUUUCGUGGCUGCCCGGGAGCGGGACCAGAAGACAAAGUGAGCAAGAGCCUCGGAACCCAGAGCUGGCGGGGCCACAGCCCAGCUCUGACUCCACACACACUGCUGCUCUUUCACUCUCAAACACUAACAAGCCAUGUGCCUUUCAGCCACCAGUGCUGGGCGCUGCCCCGCUGCUUGGGGCAGCAAGGAGCGGGUGCAGGAGGCUCAGCCGGAGGCCAGUGGACACAUUCAUUUCCCUUUUACUAAUACCUGACCCUUGGAUGAGUAGAAUGUGUUUUUCUUUAAUUUUCUCUUAAAAUGUUUCAAUAAGGAAAUUGCAUUGAAAGGGAACUCAGCCAGGUUGAUGAACCUAGGCAAUGACAGGGCCAGGGUGGACUGAAGACACAAGGAAGUGCCUUUUCCAGAGAAUGAUCCAGAAUGGGGCGCAGCAAAGGGGGCCCGGGAAACACGGAUCAAUCAGCUCAGCAACCCUCGCACGGCAGCGCCAUCUACCCAGGGCGGGUUUGGUUAGAGGGGCUUGAGUGUUCGAGGUUUUUAAAUGGAGGUGAAAUUCACAUACCUGAAGUGAACAGAAUUUAAAUGUACAAUUCAGUGGCAUUUAUUACAUUCAAGAGGUGGUGGAUUACCACCACCUCUGUCAGGUCCCAAAACAUUUUCCUCACCCCCUUAAGCAGUCAUUUCUCCCCCUCCCCUCCCCCCUCUCCUGGAAACUACUAAUCUGCUUUCUGUCUAUGUGGAUUUACCUAUUUGAGCUAUUUCAGAUAAAUGGGAUCAUACAGUCUGUGGCCUUGCAUCUGGCUUAUUUCACUCAACAUGUUUUCAAGGUUUGUUCAGUAGCAGGUGUCAGAACUUUAUUUCUUUUUAUGGCUGAGUAACAUUCCACUCCCCAGUUGAUGGACACUUAGGUUGCUUCCACUCUAUUGUGAAUUGUGCUGCUGUGAACAUCGACAUAACACCCAUUUGUUUGAAUGACUCUUUUUUCAGUAAUUUGGGGUGUAGACCCCAGAACCAGAAUUGUGGGGUCGUGUGGUAGUCCUGUGGUUAACGUUCACAGGAACUGCCAGUCUCUCCCGCAGUGGCUACGCCAUUUUAUAUCCCCACAAGCAGUGUGCAUGUUCCCACUUCUCCUUGUCCUUCCCAACACUUAAUUUACUUUCUCUUCUUCAUAGUUACGGUAGUGGGUGUGCUGUGGCAGCUCAUGGCUUUGAUUUGCCUUUCCCUGAUGACCAGUGAUACUGGGCUUCCUCUCAUUUGUGUUUCUGUUUUGGAGAAAUGUCUAUGCGGGUCCUUUGGCUGUUUUUAAAGUGGGUUGUCUUUUGUUGCUCAAUUUUAGUUCAUGUGUUCUGGAACUAGACCCCAAUCAGAAUCCUGAGUUACAGGAUCUUGUAACUGAUUAAUCUGCUGGCUGUCUUUUCUCUUUCUUGAUAAAACUUUGGGGCACGAUAGUUUUCCAUUUUGAUGAUGUCUAAUGUACCUAUUUUUUCUUCUGGAAUUCUACCUAAGAACUCAUUGUCAAGUCCAAGGUAAUGAAAAUGUGCUUGUUUUCUUGAGUUUUAUACGUUAGCUCACUUUUUUAUACAUGGUGUGAGGGAGGGAUCCAACUUCAUCCUUUUAUAUGUGGGUAUCCAAUUAUGUCCACUUAUUGGAAAAACAUUCUUUCCCCACUGACUGGUCUUGGCACUCUUGCUGAAAAUUAGUUGGCCAUAGAUGUAUGGAUUUACUUCUAGACUCUCAGUUCUAUCCAGAGGUCUGUGUGUUCAUCUAUAAGCCAGUGCCACACUGUUUCAUCAUUGUAGCUCUGUAAUAUGCUUUGAAAUCAGAAAGUGUGUCCUCAAUCUCUGUUCAUUUUCAAUAUUGUUUUAGAAAUCAUGAUGCAUUGUGAUGCAUUUUUCCUGUU
This is a messenger RNA of Artibeus jamaicensis (Jamaican fruit-eating bat), 3733 nucleotides long. RefSeq names its product cystathionine beta-synthase (gene CBS). Gene Ontology annotation, cellular component: cytoplasm. The coding region runs from base 173 to 1876 and encodes 567 amino acids. The record is from RefSeq and is a predicted model, not a curated record. Gene Ontology annotation, molecular function: cystathionine beta-synthase activity; cysteine synthase activity. NCBI's taxonomy places the organism in Eukaryota, Metazoa, Chordata, Mammalia, Chiroptera, Phyllostomidae. The transcript is spliced from 17 exons.